GCUGUUGCCGCCGUGCCGUUCAUCUCUGUCCUCACUUAUCGGUCUCUAUCCCUUGUUAGCCGCCGGAUACCCGAAGCCCUCCCUCCCCCCACCCUACAAUCCGCCAAACCUCCACCACCUCUCUCAAAUAUGGCAGCAGCAGCAGACGUCGCCGAUCACCUACCGUUGGAAGUCGACACCGAUCCGGAAUUCUCGUCUUCGGACUACUCCUCCACCCUCGAGAGUUCCACACACAGCAUAACCUCGUCCAUAGUCGACUACGUCUACGAGAAUGGCCGCCGUUACCACCGCUUGCAGGAGGGCAAGUACCUGCUGCCCAACGACGAGACGGAGCAAGACCGUCUCGAUAUGUACCACCAUCUGCAGCUGCUCUUGCUCAAGGGCUCGCUCUUCGUGGCGCCCAUCGGCGACAAUCCCCAGCACAUCCUCGACUGCGGCACCGGCACGGGUAUCUGGGCGCUGGAUGCCGGAGAGUUCUUCCCAAUGGCGGAAGUUGUCGGUGUGGAUCUGAGCCCCAUCCAGCCCGAGUGGGUGGUACCCAACGUCCGGUUCGAAGUCGACGAUCUCGAGGGGGAGUGGACCUUCCGCAAGGAUUACUUCGACCUCAUCCACUCGCGCAACGUCGCGCAGAGCAUCCGGGACUGGCGGAAAUAUCUUGAGCAGAUGUACCUUCAUACCAAGCGAGGCGGAUACGUCGAGCUAGCCGAGAUAGGCACGCACACGUACUGCGACGACGACUCGUACAAAGGCUCGGCGCUGGAAACGUACAUGACGAACUUCGUCAAGGCGAUCUCGAUCGCGAACUUGAUGCAGCCGACCGGCGACGGGCUGAAGCGUAUGGUCGAGGAGGCGGGGUUCGUCGACGUCACCGUAAAACAGUUUAAACAGCCAUGGGGCGGCUGGCCGAAAAACCCGCAGAUGAAACGGGCCGGCUUCAUUGGUGCGCUCAACAGUGCAACCGGCUUUGAGUCCUACGGAAUGGCGCCAAUGACCCGCUUCUUGGGCCUCAGCGCGGAUACGGUCAUGAACAUGUGCAAGAACGCCCAGGCGGAUGUCGAGAGUAGGAAGGUUCACGCUUAUCAGGUUAUGUGGCACGUCAUCGGCCGGAAACCGGAGACAGGCGGCACGUAGCUUGGUAGGCAGCGACCACUACCGAUUCCGGUGGUGCGUCGGUGGGCAAUUGGGUGGAUCGUUUUUUGUACAAUGGAUAGUUUCCCAUCGGUUGUUAUUCUUGCGCUGCCCAGUUUUGCGCUGGCGGGAGACUGUAUAUACGAACCGGUUGUCCGUGCGUUUAGUAUAUAGGCUGCAGUGGCUGGCUACCUCGUUGGGCUGGGUAGUAUAGCUGUAAUCGGAACAUGAAGCUGUUACCUGUAUGGCGC
Messenger RNA from Tricharina praecox, 1379 nucleotides. RefSeq names its product S-adenosyl-L-methionine-dependent methyltransferase. The transcript is spliced from 8 exons. The record is from RefSeq and is a predicted model, not a curated record. NCBI's taxonomy places the organism in Eukaryota, Fungi, Ascomycota, Pezizomycetes, Pezizales, Pyronemataceae. Gene Ontology annotation, molecular function: methyltransferase activity. The coding region runs from base 130 to 1131 and encodes 333 amino acids.